CUUAUUUAUAUCUCACUCUGUGUUUUUCAUUCCUCACCCUCAAAAGUCCAAACUCCGAAGAAAGAUUGAUAUAGCUAGAUCUACUAUACAGCAAGAAAAAAGAGGAAAGACAUCAAGAUGCCGACGGUAGCUUCAACUAGAUGGUGUCCCACCCCAGAACAGCUGAUGAUACUGGAGGAGCUCUACAGAGGAGGGAUUAGAACUCCUAACUCAACCCAGAUACAACAGAUAACCACCCACCUCUCUCUCUACGGCAAGAUUGAAGGCAAGAAUGUCUUCUACUGGUUUCAGAACCACAAAGCCAGAGACCGUCAGAAGCUCCGUAGGAAACUCCUUAGACAGCAACAACAACAGCUGCAGCAGCACCACCAUCACCAAACCCACAAUCGUGACUCUCCUCCUCCUCCUCCUUCUUCUUCUUCUUCUUCUUCUUCUUCUUCUUCUGCUCUGCUGCUGCGGCGCUUCAAUAUCUUCCACUCUAUAACCAAGCCCACUUUCUUCCUCAGGGAAGAGAGUCAUCAAACCAAGAGAUGAUGACUGGUUACGGGUGGAAGACGAUGGACAGUUCAUUGGGGUUGGAAAUGGAAAUGCCACACACCAUGUGCAGCAGCCAUGAUUGGAUAAUGAUGAUGAAGAUGAAGAUGAACGAUGCCGAUCCUUGCUGCGACAAGCCUCCCAAGACCCUGCAACUCUUCCCUAUUACAACCAAUGCCCUCAAAGACGAGUGCAUCACAUCUCACCAACAUUUCCCUCCUGCUCAACCUCCACCACCACCACCACCACCAAGGAACCAAACUAAACCCUAGGCCUGCAUGAAUGUAUCAGUGCAUGGUUCUCUUUAGAGUCUAGUCUUAUGAAUCUAUCAAUUUCUAAGUUUAUUAUUGUCUCGGUUUCUGUAAUGUCAUAUAUGACGUCGUAGAUAUAAAGAAAGAAUUAACGAGUCACAAGACUCACGACA
This is a messenger RNA of Macadamia integrifolia, 958 nucleotides long. Its product is annotated as WUSCHEL-related homeobox 3-like. Lineage: Eukaryota; Viridiplantae; Streptophyta; Magnoliopsida; Proteales; Proteaceae. Bases 118 to 534 code for a protein of 138 amino acids. The transcript has 2 exons. The record is from RefSeq and is a predicted model, not a curated record. Gene Ontology annotation, biological process: plant organ development. Gene Ontology annotation, molecular function: DNA binding; DNA-binding transcription factor activity.